AUGUCGUCUCCACCAUGGGACUACAUCGCUAAACUCGUCUGCAUCGGCGACUCGGGCUGCGGCAAAUCCUCCCUCACCAUCCGCCUCUGCGAAGGCCGCUUCUCCCCGCACCACGACGUGACAAUCGGCGUCGAGUUCGGCUCCCGCAUCGUCCCCGUCGGCCCCCCCAACACGCUUCCACCCCCUCCCCCGGCCCCGGAACCAAAGACGAACCCGGACGGCAGCGCAUCCUCCGCCGGCCUCCCCGAACCCCCGCGUAUUUCGGCCACCGCCGCAGACCAAGGGCCCCAGAAGCACAUGAAGCUCUCCCUCUGGGACACCGCCGGCCAGGAAACUUACAAAUCCGUCACGCGCUCCUACUUCCGCGGCGCCAGCGGCGCCCUCCUCGUCUUCGACCUCAGCCGCAAACAAACCUUCCAGCACGUGACCGACUGGCUCAACGACCUGCGCCAGAUCGCCGAGCCCGACAUUGUCGUCAUCCUCGUCGGCAACAAGGCCGACCUCACCCAGGGCGAGGACGGGGACGGCAACAACAAGCGCGAGGUGACAAAGGACGAGGCCGAGGAGUGGGCCAGGAGGAACGGCGUCUUCGAGUACGUCGAGACGAGCGCAAAGAGCGGCGAGAACGUCGAAAAGGCGUUUAUGCGCGUCGCCGAGAGGAUAUACAAUAACAUCCAGGCCGGGAAAUACGACCUCAAUGAUCGGAGGUCUGGCGUCAAGGGGCCGAGUGCGGGGGGCAAUAAGCAAGUGAGGAUAGGGGGCGACGCCAAUAAGGGCUCCGCCGGCGGCUGUUGUUAG
Colletotrichum abscissum is the source of this 798-nucleotide messenger RNA. Its product is annotated as Ras family protein. The transcript has a single exon. Gene Ontology annotation, molecular function: GTPase activity; GTP binding. The record is from RefSeq and is a predicted model, not a curated record. Gene Ontology annotation, cellular component: Golgi apparatus. Lineage: Eukaryota; Fungi; Ascomycota; Sordariomycetes; Glomerellales; Glomerellaceae. The coding region runs from base 1 to 798 and encodes 265 amino acids. Gene Ontology annotation, biological process: vesicle-mediated transport.